UGUUAUAGUUCUUCGUUACUCUGUACGUAGCACAAUGAAGUUGAUAAUUUUGUUUGCAUUCACUUUGGCUGUUGCCUCAGCCUUUGAUCUUCGUGGAGAAGAAAUCUUUGAACGCGAGUUCUUUAUGCCUGUGGUGGACGACGAGAUUGAUGGCCGCAUUACAAAUGGUAAAGACGCUGCGGCGAAUCAAUUUCCUUACCAAGUUGGUUUGUCAUUGAAAACUCCCAGCGGUACUUCUUGGUGUGGUGGUUCAUUGAUUGGCGCAAACUGGGUCCUUACUGCUGCUCAUUGCACUGACACCGCCACCUCCGUACAGGUUCUACUUGGUUCCACAGUUCGUACAAGGCCCGCUGUCUCGUUCACUGUCAGCAAGAGUGACAUCAUUGUACAUCCCAGGUGGAGCAGAAUAACUGCUAGGAACGACAUUUCACUUAUUCGCAUUCCAACCGUUAGCUACACUGCCGCUAUUCAGCCUGUUGCUCUGCCCAGCAUUGCUUCCUCGUACUCAACCUAUGAAGGUGAUAGUGUUAUCGCUUCUGGCUGGGGUCGUACCUCUGACUCUUCGAACGCCGUUGCUUCCAAAUUGCAAUAUGCCAUCAUGACUGUUAUCUCCAAUGCUCAGUGCAAGAAGACCUAUGCCAGUGUUUCAGCAAGCAACAUCUGUAUCGCCACAACUGGUGGUGUCUCCACCUGCAACGGUGACUCCGGCGGUCCAUUGGUGUUGGCCUCCAGCAAUGUUCAAGUUGGUUUGACCUCAUUCGGCUCGAAGGCUGGUUGUGCCAAGGGUUACCCAGCAGCAUUCACUCGCAUUACUAGCUACUUGGACUGGAUUAAACAGCAAACCGGUAUUUCCGCCUAAAGAGUUCACAUAAUAUUGUUUUAAUAAAAAUUAAAUUGAAAAAGCUUAAAGU
Zeugodacus cucurbitae (melon fly) is the source of this 911-nucleotide messenger RNA. Its product is annotated as serine protease 1. Lineage: Eukaryota; Metazoa; Arthropoda; Insecta; Diptera; Tephritidae. Bases 35 to 859 code for a protein of 274 amino acids. The record is from RefSeq and is a predicted model, not a curated record. Gene Ontology annotation, biological process: proteolysis. The transcript is spliced from 2 exons. Gene Ontology annotation, molecular function: serine-type endopeptidase activity.